AUGAGCUUCAAGACGACGAAUGACCUGAAGAUCCACUGCAACCUGCUGGAGCAUCAGCACACCCAUUCCGGUGAGCGCCCCUACACCUGCGCCCAGUGUGGCAAGGGCUUCACCCACUCCACCAGGCUGCUGUCUCACCAGCGGGUGCACUCCAGCGAGAGGCCCUUCGGCUGCUCCGACUGCGGCAAGAGCUUCAAGACGACGCAAGAGCUGAAAGUCCAUCGGCGGGUGCACACGGGCGAGAAGCCCUAUGGCUGCUCCACCUGCGGCAAGAGCUUUACCCGGUUGUCAGGGCUGUGGGUGCACCGGCGGGUGCAUAGCAGUGAGCGGCCCUUCACUUGCUCCGAGUGCAGCAAAGGCUUUAAGUCGUCGCCAGAACUGAAGGUGCACAGGCGCCUACACACCGGGGAGCGACCCUACACCUGCAGUGACUGCGGCAUGGGCUUCACCCACUACCAAAGCCUGCUGGAUCACCGGCGCACCCACACCGGCGAGCGCCCCUACACCUGCGCCCAGUGUGGCAAGGGCUUCACCCGCUCCAACAACCUUGCGUCCCACCAACGCACCCACAGCGGGGAGAGGCCCUACACCUGCGCCCAGUGUGGCAAGGGCUUCACCCGCUCCACCAAGCUGCUGGAGCACCAGCGCACCCACACCGGCGACCGCCCCUACACCUGCGCCCAGUGCGGCAAUGGCUUCACCAGCUCCACUAGGUUGCUGUCUCACCAACAGGUGCACGAUGGCGGAGAGCACUUUGCCAUGGCCUCCCACACCCUGGCUCACCUGCGUGUGCACACCAGUGGCCAGCCCUACGACUGUCCGUGCUGCAGUGAGGUGUUUGACUGCUCGCAGGGGUUGCGGCAGCACCCCCUGCGAGCCCAUGCCGGUGAGCAGCUGCUCCCACAGCGGCAAGUGUUUCAAGAGACCACAGGGGCUGCGGGAGCAUCAACAGAUACACACCGGGGAGAGACCCUUUGUGUGCGCUGA
Molecule: messenger RNA, 987 nt
Organism: Amblyraja radiata (thorny skate)
Lineage: Eukaryota; Metazoa; Chordata; Chondrichthyes; Rajiformes; Rajidae
Product: zinc finger protein 239-like
Exons: 2
Coding region: 1-987 (328 amino acids)
Biological process (GO): regulation of DNA-templated transcription
Molecular function (GO): RNA polymerase II cis-regulatory region sequence-specific DNA binding; DNA-binding transcription factor activity, RNA polymerase II-specific
Source: RefSeq, a predicted model, not a curated record